ACUCAGCCUUUCGGAUAAGCACUCCAAAAACUUUCCCUUCCACUGUUCCCAUCUUCUCUCUCAAUUUCAAAUCCCAGAAAGAAAGAGAGAGAGAGAGAGAGAACCCUACGAACAGAGAAGAAGGUAAUAGAAGAAAACCAGAGAGGAACCGAGAGAGAUAUGUCUGUUUUGGGUGCAAAUAGUUCUCAGAUUCUGUACAGACAACUCCACCAACACCAAAUUCUAAGCACUGGGAAGCGUUGUUUUCUCAAUACAGAUUUUGGGCUUCUUGGUGAUCAGCGGCGGAGGGAGCUUAGGAUCAAGGCCGAGGCUGGGUUUUGGCCGGACUUAUCGCGUCCGGCGGCGGUGGAGAUGGAGUCCAUUGAUGAUUCCGAUCACCUCGAUCGGAUUUUGAUUCACUCCCAACAACUUUCUCAGCCAAUUCUUAUUGAUUGGAUGGCGACUUGGUGUAGGAAAUGCAUCUACUUGAAGCCUAAACUGGAGAAACUUGCUGCUGAUUAUGUUACCAAAGUAAAAUUCUACUAUGUAGAUGUGAAUAAGGUCCCUCAAUCUUUAGUAAAACGUGGAAACAUCUCUAAAAUGCCAACAAUUCAGCUUUGGAAAGAUGGAGAAAUGAAAGCAGAAGUAAUUGGAGGGCACAAAGCUUGGCUUGUGAUUGAAGAAGUUAGAGAAAUGAUCCAAAAGUUUGUUUCAUAAUUCACUUCAAAAACAAAUACAAACUUUGUUGAUUAUUAGUUCAACUUCAACCUUCCCUUAGCUCAAAUGGCUUCUCAAAAUCUUCAUUAUUUUCUUUUAUAUGUUGCUACAUUUGUAAACUUCUAAUGUACAUAUAUAAGAAAAUAUCUAUGUCAAUGGAAAAAUAUGCAUAUAUGCAAAAUGUUGGCAGGUUCAAUUUUAUAUUUC
Messenger RNA from Benincasa hispida (wax gourd), 903 nucleotides. Its product is annotated as thioredoxin-like 3-1, chloroplastic. The record is from RefSeq and is a predicted model, not a curated record. Gene Ontology annotation, cellular component: chloroplast stroma. Lineage: Eukaryota; Viridiplantae; Streptophyta; Magnoliopsida; Cucurbitales; Cucurbitaceae.